UUGCAGCUUCCUUGUUACAUUAGUUUCUCUGGUAUUGCACAUGGACAUGGCCAUUGCUUUAAUUACCCUACUGCUAUAAUAGUUUGCACGUGGACAUGGUUUCUCAACAUGACGACAAUUAAGAUCUUCCAUGUUCUAUUAAUUUUAAAAAUGAGAGUUAUAGGGAAUUUUUCAAUAUUUUUUACACAUCAAAUUGGGCCUGAAAAUUUCUAGUUUUCACUGAGAAAUACACAAAUACACAUCUUCUUCCAGAUAUCUCCAAAUACUGAAUGAUCCAAAAACAUGGCCAUGGACUGGGUUGAUUGUGUCAAUCAGACAUUGUCUCUGUGUUGAUCUAGACCGGAAUCCAGUUUAAUGGUAGUUUAUCUAUAAUACAAGACGGAGCCAAAAAAGAAUUACAAGAGACGAAUUUCUCAGCCCACGAGUGGAUGGAAAAAUGGUUUAUCACUCCAGCUUUGUUGUUGAUGAAGGGAUUGCCAAAGCUUGUGGAUGCCCUCUUCUUCCUCUAAAAAGUCAUAUAAAGGGACCUGCUCCAGCAUCAGAUACCACUGACAUUGUUGAUGAAGCAAUAUCAUUUUUCAGAGCUAAUGUCUUCUUCAAAAACUUUGACAUCAAAAGUUCAGCUGAUAAGCUUCUUAUCUAUUUGACAUUAUACAUAAAUGUGGCUUUAAAGAAGCUAGAGGGCUGCAGAACUUUGGCUGAAGGAACGAAGGCAAUUAUUAACCUGGGUUUGGAAAAGGUUCCUGUGCCUGGAGAGUCUGGCUUUCCCUUUCCAGGGUUAUUUACACUACCACAAUCUCAAAAAGAGGCGGAGCUGUUCAGAAAUUAUCUGAGGCAAAUUCGCGAGGAAACAAGUGGAAGACUAUUGAGUGUUGCAUACAGGCACAACGGGACUCCUAAUAAAUGGUGGUUGGCAUUUGCAAAGAGAAAGUUCAUGAAUAUUAGUAAUCCAUAAGGAAGUGGCCCCAGUAUUCUGAUGUUCCCGAGUGCAGCUCAAUUGUCUGCAUCCCCUGCCCAUGUCCUGUAAGCAUAGGACAACAACUUUGCAUAGAAAGACAAUGCAGAAUCUUUGUGUUUAUGUUAUUAUUUUUCAAUUUUGACAUUUCUGUCAGUACUGUUGAAUGAAUAUCACCAAAAAAAACAAACAAAGUAUGUUUUUCUUCUAGCUAGCUCCUUUUUUCCCAGCUUGGUGAUCUGUUUCAGUUUCAGCUUUUUUUUUUUUCUUUUUUUUUCUGUUGUUUAUUAAAUGUGGGAUUCUUCUGUAACUAGAUAUGGUUAAAGAGUUUACGUACUGCAGAACAAAGCUCAUCAAAAAUUUGCAAGUUUCUUGGCUUUGUACGACAA
Messenger RNA from Coffea eugenioides, 1344 nucleotides. Its product is annotated as actin-related protein 2/3 complex subunit 3. Gene Ontology annotation, biological process: Arp2/3 complex-mediated actin nucleation; regulation of actin filament polymerization. Gene Ontology annotation, cellular component: cytoskeleton; Arp2/3 protein complex. Lineage: Eukaryota; Viridiplantae; Streptophyta; Magnoliopsida; Gentianales; Rubiaceae. The record is from RefSeq and is a predicted model, not a curated record. The transcript is spliced from 2 exons. Gene Ontology annotation, molecular function: actin filament binding. Bases 437 to 955 code for a protein of 172 amino acids.